AUGGUAUCAGCAACCAACUCGCCUGUACUCUAUCACUCACCCAACAACCGUCCUCUUCACUCGCCAAACAGCCUCAACAAUAAUCAACCGCUCAUACCAUAUCGUUCGCUGGUCUCAGCAGCAACACUUCCCUCAGAACUCAUUAUCUACAUUUUCAAAUUCAUAACCUCCCCCGCUGACCUCAAAUCGUGUAUUUUCGUGUGCAAGUCAUGGUGCCAUUGUGGAGUAGAACUCCUCUGGCACAAACCGAUAUUCACCGGAAAUGGUUCCCUCAUCAAACUUCUCUACACUCUUUCUCGUCCUAACCAAACCUUUCAAUACUCUCUCCUCAUACGACGACUAAAUUUUUCCUUUCUUGGUGAAAACAUAUCCGAUCAGAUUCUCCAACGAUUGAGUUCGUGCGAGCGAUUAGAGAGAUUGACGUUGUGUGGUUGCAAAAAGUUGACGGAUAAUGCAUUAGAGAACUUGCUAAAGAGGGCUAGGAAUCUGGUUGCGUUGGAUGUUGCUGAUAUCGAAGGGUUGACUGAUAAUGUUGCCGAAUUGGUGGGUGAGCAUUGUAGGCGGAUGCAAGGGUUGAAUAUGAGUUUGUGUAAGAGAAUUACUGAUAAAGGAGUUAGGGCUGUAGCGUCGAAUUGCAGGAACUUGAGAAGGAUUAAACUCAACAGCUGUAUUCAUGUGACCGACGAAUCCAUCAUUGUUCUUGCCGAGAACUGUCCAUACUUGCUAGAAUUAGAUCUAACUGAAUGUAAUCAAAUUACCGAUAAAUCUAUUCAACUUGUCCUCGAGAACUGCAGUCAGCUGAGAGAAUUACGGCUGGGAGGCUGUGUAAAAUUAACGGACGAAGCAUUCACCGAGACAAUGCCUAGUUGUUUCGACCAACUCCGUAUUUUGGACCUUACCAACUGCAAUCUUCUCACAGAUGUAUCAAUCCAGGCGAUAACAUCUAGCGCGUCAAAGCUGCGUGUUCUCAUACUGGCAAAAUGUAGUCUUAUUACUGAUAAGGGUGUUUAUUCUAUUGCUAAUAUUGGGAAAUAUUUACACUACCUUCACCUCGGCCAUUGCUCGAGAAUCACCGAUUACUCAAUCACUCAUCUAACAAGGCAUUGCACUCGGUUAAGGUAUCUUGACUUGGCAAGAUGCACUCAGCUAACUGAUGUAUCUGUAUUCGACAUGGCUCACCUCCCAGAAAUACGCCGUAUUGGGCUAGUAAAAUGCGGUAAUAUUACCGAUCAAGCAAUAUACGCACUGAUAGAUAGUCGAGUGGUGGAUCGUAGACUGGAACGAGUUCAUUUAUCGUAUUGCAUUAACAUCUCGAUUGGUGCAGUGUUGGAAUUGAUCAACGCAUGUCCUCGGCUGAUUCACUUAUCCUUGACUGGGGUGCCAGCAUUCCAGCGUCCUGAUUUACAACAAUUCGGUCGUCCUCCGCCGAAAGAUUAUUCCCAGCAUCAGAGGCAAAUGUUUUGUGUGUUUAGUGGAAAGGGUGUCAGAGAGUUACGACACCAUUUGAACGGUUUGGAUAAUACAAUGGGAAACAGAUACAGCUCUCGAAUGGGCGUGAACGCUAUCGGCGCAGAUGGAAGGAGAAAUUUUGAUAUUGAUAUCGAGGGAACCGGAUAUGAUAUAUCGGAAGGAGAUAAUGACGGUGAUAUUGGUGAAGUGGAUGGGUAUGGAGAGCAAAACUAG
This is a messenger RNA of Paraglomus brasilianum, 1683 nucleotides long. The record is from the annotation of a GenBank genome assembly. NCBI's taxonomy places the organism in Eukaryota, Fungi, Glomeromycota, Glomeromycetes, Paraglomerales, Paraglomeraceae.